This is a messenger RNA of Dujonia railenensis, 573 nucleotides long. The record is from the annotation of a GenBank genome assembly. NCBI's taxonomy places the organism in Eukaryota, Fungi, Ascomycota, Pichiomycetes, Serinales, Debaryomycetaceae.
AUGUUUAAUAUAUCCCGACGCAGUACUCUCAUCCCUGUGUUUUCAUCCUCAAAACUCCAAACCUUCUUUCUGCGGUUGAAUUCUCAGUUUUCUGAGUCCCAAAUAGAGCAGGCAAAAAAAUGGUUGGAAGAUUCGACAGCCAACUCCAUUCCAAAGCAUGAAUUUGAUAUAACUUACAGUAGAUCUUCUGGUCCAGGAGGUCAAAAGGUUAAUAAAACUUCAUCUAAGGCAUCCGUAUCGUUGGACCCUAAGAAAUGGUUGACUUCUAGCUGUUAUUGGAUCCCGCAACCCAUCCAACAUCAGCUUUUGGAAAAGAAGAUAAGAUACCAAACUAAAUUUGGUGGCCUAUUAAUACAAUGUGAUACUCAUAGAAACAGAGAAGUCAAUACAGUAGAAUGCUUUUCAAGGCUAUUGGAAGAAAUCAAGAGCAAGACACAUUUUGCUGAAGAAGUAAGCGAAGAAGAUUUGGCUAAAUGGGAAGAAAUAUCAAAGGAAAGAGCAGAAAAGAUUAAAUUUCAGAAAAAGAGACAAAGCGACAAAAAAAAGUCGAGAUCAAAGAAGUUCGAUAUAUAG